AUGCAACGGCGCAAGUCCGUCGUGUUCGCGCUGUGCAGCUCGCGGAGAAGUGUAGCUCCGACCUUAUCCUAUACUAAGCAACUGGAGGCUCGCGUUGCUCAGCUGGAAGAUGCCCUCGCCAAAUUGCGGAGCCAACCGCUGCCGGAGCCAGAAGCUCGGAAGGUUGGCUCGCCCUCGUCGACGGGGGAGUCGAGCUCAAGCCCAUAUUCGAGGCCGGGAAUCAAAGCCGAAGAGGGAAGCGAGCCGGAUCUAGCCAGGGACUUCGAGGGACUGCAGAUCGAGCAUGAUGGCCGAAUAUCGUUUCACGGCCCGACCAGUUUGUUUCAGCUUCCAAGCGGUGUUCUAAGCGAGACCUCGCCGUCUUCCCAUCUGGCGAUGCGGCUGGAAGGACGGAAGGAAAGGCUCAUCAACAAUGCUUGGCGGGAGAGGGCAAUUGAGCAGCUGGCUGCCAUGCCGGAACCAUUCCAAUAUCUUUUGGACUCCCACUGGUGCUGGAUUCAGCCGCUGUUCAACUUCGUUUAUCGCCCUGCGUUUACUCGUGAUAUGAAAAUAGACGGGCCUUACUACUCGGAAGCCCUUCUUAAUGCCAUCCUUUCUCACUCGGUACGCUGGUGCAAGGCCGAACCCAAGAUCGGUCCCAUCCUUGAAUCCUACGACGGUGGCGCCCUGUUCUCUCACCGUGCCGUCUCGGGAUUAUACGAUUCACUCAAAGUCGGCUAUGCGGGCAUCCCGACCAUCCAGACGUUGCUUCUUCUCAGUGCGCAGGAGUGCGGGCGGGGGAACCGAACGCAAGCCUGGCUAUACAGUGGCAUGGCCUUCCGAUUGCUGGACGACCUGGGCAUCUCGAUCGAUAGCCGCAAGUAUCCGGACUCGGUUCAGCUGAGCGACGAGGAUAUCGAGAUCCGCAACCGGCUCUUCUGGAGCUGUUUCUUCUGGGACAAGAUGGUAUCGUUGUACUUUGGCAGGUCGCCGACAAUGCAGAACUCGCGCGUCAGCCCGCCACGGACGCUCUUGGACGAUACCUCGGAGAUCGAGAUCUGGACGCCGCAUGGCGUCAUCUUCCCGGAAGGCACUCACUAUCCGCCCAGCCAGGCCCAUUCGACCUCGUGCUUCAUGAGGAUGUGCGGGUUAGCAGAGAUCCUCAACGAAAUUCUGAUCCAUAUCUAUGAUCCGACCCGACAGGUCCCCGAAGCAGAAUUCUACAAUUGCAUCCAAGAGCAGGCAAGAAAUCUCACGGAGUGGUGGGAGGAGUUGCCGGAUUAUCUGAAGCUCGUGACCUCCGACUUGCCCUCGUACUCACCACCAAGCCAUAUCGUCAUCCUCAACUGCUUGUACCAUACCAUCAACAUCCUCCUUCAUCGUCCGGUUCUCUGUUCGAAGAGAAAGCGAGAGCCUUAUGAUAAAAGCCAUUUGGUGCAGUGCAUGACCUCCGCAACGGCCAUACUAUCCCUCUUCGACCUAUUUCGUCGCACGUUUGGCGAUACACAUGUCGUCCUGUCCCUCGCAUACAGCGUCUACACGGCCGCCUCGAUCUUCCUCCUGGAGAUCCAGGCGCUGAAGUACGCCGCGCCCGGCACUCUGGACAAACUCAAAUUCUGCAUCUUCGCCCUUGAGCGCGUCAAGGUUUCCAAUCCAGUCAUCACCACAGCCCUCAGCCUCAUCUACCACGAGCUCCAAAAACUCCAAAUAAACAUCCACAUCACCAUCCCCGCCACGCAACCCGAACCUACACCCUCGCACUCGCACUCACACCCGCACCCGCACCCGCACCCUCACCCUCACUCGCAACCUCAGUCCCGAACCCACAGCCGAUCCCCAGGCCACCACCCCGGCAGUUCCUCCCGCCACGUUUCCCCCGCCCACCAGCCCGCGCCGAGCACGGCCGCCUCCGCUGCCCCCUUACUCCACCAGGGCUACACGUUCCAGCACCCCGUCGCGGACUUCGAGCUCUCGCAGACGGGCGUCGCGGGGCUCCCCGCACCGCAUUUGCUCGGUGGGAUGUCAGGUGCGGCGGUCGCGCUGGAGAAUCCCGGUGCGUAUGAGAUCACGCCGGAGGUGUUUGAGGCGUUUUCGUAUGCAGAGCCGAUCACGACGAACAUGACGCCGGCGUUUGAGGCGGGGUGGAUGCGGCAGAGUUAA
This is a messenger RNA of Aspergillus clavatus NRRL 1, 2139 nucleotides long. Its product is annotated as putative C6 transcription factor. Gene Ontology annotation, biological process: DNA-templated transcription. The record is from RefSeq and is a predicted model, not a curated record. Lineage: Eukaryota; Fungi; Ascomycota; Eurotiomycetes; Eurotiales; Aspergillaceae. Gene Ontology annotation, molecular function: DNA binding; zinc ion binding. The coding region runs from base 1 to 2139 and encodes 712 amino acids. The transcript has 7 exons.